AUGGGCGCCUUCCUUCCAUGCUUCAGGAGCUGUUUUGCAUCGCUGCUCUUGCUCCUAAUCUUCGCCGCACAUCCAUCUUCUCAAGCCUCCAACGCGACCGCGGAAUUGUCCACUGUUUGGAGCACCGACGGUUCGUAUAUGCUCUUCCGUUCCGGCCAGGAGUACUUCUUUUCUGCAACAUUCUACUCCUACUUCCGGGAGUACUUCUUUGCAAUAUGUGUCAAUGAUGUGGUCGUUUGGUCGGCCAACCGUGACCGCCCACUCCAGUGUGGUUCCACCCUCAAUUUCACCGCCGACGGGGACUUGGUUCUUCGGGAUUCUGAUGGCAGCCUUGUCUGGUCCAGCAACACCUCCGGCCAAUCUGUCAUCGGAAUGAACAUCACCGAAUCCGGCAAUCUGGUUCUCUUCAACCAAAAGAACUUGCCAGUCUGGCAGUCGUUCGAUCACCCAACUGACGCUAUGCUUCCCCGGCAGCCAUUAAUGGAAGGGAUGAAGCUGACGCCCAGCAUCGACAAUGCCAGCUUCGCUGCCAGCAAUCAGUUCUAUCUAGCAGCUCAUCAUGCUAGCCUGCAAGCAUCUGAAGGGUCAACACACCAGAUCUACUACCAAAGCUCGGUAUACUAUGCAGGCGACGCGUAUGAUGAACCCACAUACAUCGCGCUCGUCAAUGGGAGCCUGUCCAUCUUCGCUGCCUCCUCUCCACCUUCAGACUCGAUCACAAAUGUUAGGAUCGACCUGCCUCAUGCGCGCUCGUUCCAGUACAUGAGGUUCGAGUCUGACGGAUAUCUCAGGCUGUAUGAGUGGGAUCAAAAUAACACCCGGUGGUUAUUCGUGUAUGACAUCUUCCAGCUAGAUUGCUGCAACUACCCAACUGUCUGUGGAAAGUACGGGAUCUGCAGGAAUGGGCAGUGCUUCUGCCCAAUUUCUGCAAAUGAUACCUCGUACUUCAGGAGGCAGGCUGAUACCUGGAAUCAUAACCUUGGCUGCAUUGCAGUAGAUCCAAUUUCUUCUUGCCAGUCUGUUGCAACUGCGAAAGAUAACCAGCUAGUAGCUCUCCCCAAUGUUUCCUACUUCAAUUACAAUGAUCCCGAUGCUGCAAUACCAAAUGACGAAGAGAACUGCAAGCAAGCCUGCUUGAGCAAUUGCUCUUGCAAGGCCGCAUUUCAUACUUUCCAGAAUGUGACACGAAUGAGAGGAACACCUGGAUACAUGGCACCCGAAUGGCUGACAUCGAAAAUCACUGAGAAGGUCGAUGUUUACAGUUUUGGUAUCGUGGUCAUGGAAAUCUUAAGUGGAAGAAAGAACAUCGACUACUCUCAGCCUGAUGAGGGUGCUCAGCUCAUUAUGGUACUACGAGAAAAGGCAAUGAAUUCUCAACUGGAAGAUAUGAUCGACAGGAACAACCAAGAUAUACGAUCAUGCAACAAGGAGGAAGUGAUUGAGAUCAUGAAGCUUGCAAUGUGGUGCUUGCAGAGUGACAGCAACAGAAGGCUUCACAUCAUGUCAGUGGUGGUGAAGGUCAUGGAAGGAGAAAGAAAUGUGGAAUCCGACUUGAACUACAACUUCUUCGAUCUAAGCCCUGCAAUCGUUGUGCCAGUUGGUCAACCCAACUUCUCCGCCCUGCCAAAUGCAUCAGUGCUCUCUGCCCCCAGGUGA
Molecule: messenger RNA, 1656 nt
Organism: Triticum urartu
Lineage: Eukaryota; Viridiplantae; Streptophyta; Magnoliopsida; Poales; Poaceae
Product: EP1-like glycoprotein 4
Biological process (GO): recognition of pollen; protein phosphorylation
Molecular function (GO): protein kinase activity; ATP binding
Source: RefSeq, a predicted model, not a curated record